This is a messenger RNA of Ananas comosus (pineapple), 1988 nucleotides long. RefSeq names its product BTB/POZ and TAZ domain-containing protein 4. Bases 539 to 1669 code for a protein of 376 amino acids. NCBI's taxonomy places the organism in Eukaryota, Viridiplantae, Streptophyta, Magnoliopsida, Poales, Bromeliaceae. The transcript is spliced from 6 exons. Gene Ontology annotation, molecular function: protein binding. The record is from RefSeq and is a predicted model, not a curated record.
UUCAAGAGUGAAAAUAAAUUUUAUAGUUUUUCUAUUUAAAACUCUAUUUUCGAGUGUACGAGUAGCAUUUCCCUUUUAUAAGAAAGUUUUGGUUUCUGAAUUUUCAGAUUUGUUAUAUUUUAAUUCCUAAUUUUGAAAAAUAAAAUCUAAUUUUUUAAAUAAAGUAAAUUCUCUAUAGGAUAACUCAUACCUCACCUUAGAAAGAAGCCAACCAAAGCCAACGCACGCUUUGAUGGAAGUGGCCGUUAAUAGUUAUAACUAACGACCCAUCGUGCGGUUGACCGUUGGGCUCGCCGCUUUGAGAUGCGUGCCAGCUCUAGGAGCCAACGAGGUUAAGGGGUCAAAAAAGAAAAAGAAAAAGGAAAAAGCUUAAUUUCUCCAUUGGAAUAGAAGGGGAGGAUAAAAUUAUCUCCCUACUAUUAAAUCCUUUCAUUUUUAUUUUGGAGCCCUUUUGUUUAGUUGGUAAUAAUAAUUAAGAGAACGAAGGAGGGAUUCAAAUUCAUAUAAGCAGAAACAAACUGUAAGCUUUAAGAAAAGAAUGGAGGAGCGAAGGCGCGAACUCGACAGCCAAUGGUGCUCUCCAGCUGCCCCGCCAUUUCCGGUUCUGACGGCCAGACGAUGCAGCACUUCUAUCAAGCAAUCAGCUGCAUGUAGCUGCUGCAUGGCGGCAGAAUCAGCGAGGGAAAUGUGGGACAGACUAUUCUUCGAGGCCUACGGGGCGGACGCCUUCGUCUGCACCAACGACGGCGUUAUUCCCGUCCACGCCAGCAUUCUCGGCAUGGCUUCUCCAGUGAUAAAGAGCAUGCUGAAGCAGUCGAAGAAAAGCCGAGAAGGCCGUCGGAAAGCCAUCUCAAUUCGAGGCGUACCGCACGACGCGGUUCGCGUGUUUCUCCGCUUCCUUUACUCGUCGUGCUAUGAGCAAGAAGAAAUGAACCAAUUUGUACUCCACUUGCUGGUUCUGUCGCACGUCUUCGCCGUCACUUCGCUGAAGAAACUAUGUGUGGGGCAGUUGGAGAAGGGUGUGCUGAGCGCAGAGAACGUGGUCGAUAUCUUUCAGCUCGCGCGGCUCUGCGACGCCCCGCGCCUGUCCCUCAUAUGCCAUCGCGCGAUCGUGAAGAACUUCAAGUUGGUCUCUUUGUCAGAAGGGUGGAAGGUGAUGAGACAGAGUGAUCCCAGGCUCGAAAAGGAGCUAAUUGAGUCGGUCAUCGACGCUGACUCGAGGAAGAACGAGAAGCUAAAGAAGUUGGAGGAGAGGAAGAUAUAUCUGCAGCUGAAUGAGGCAAUGGAGGCGCUCGUCCACAUAUGCAGGGACGGGUGCAGGACAAUAGGACCACAUGACAAGGUUCUGAAGCGGAGCGCGGCCCCCUGCAACUUCCCGGCCUGCAAAGGAUUGGAGGCGCUCGUUCGCCACUUUGCAGGCUGCAAAAAUCGAGUUCUCGGAGGCUGCACUCACUGCAAAAGGAUGUGGCAGCUGCUCGAGCUGCACUCGCGCCUGUGCUCGCAGGCACAUAGCUGCAAGGUCCCGCUUUGCAGGCAUUUUAAGGACAAACUGAGGCACCAGAACAAGAAGGAUGAGGUGAAGUGGAAGCUUUUGGUGAGUAAAGUGCUUGAAGCAAAGAGCUUAUCCGCGCCAUCCUCUCUUCUGACAACGGUUUCCGUCUGCGUCUAGUUGUGUACUUGUGUACUCGUACAACUUCUCCACUGUUGUAAAAUAUUGUAAAUGAUAAUUCCAGUGAAGGAAUUGUAAAGCGGGAGUGAUGGAUUCCCAGUAAGCACUGUUACAUGUAAUUAACAGACAAAUGAAACUUUUCUUCGAAAUUCCCGAUUUGGACUCAAAUUUGCUGCAUUUAUCCCCUUGUCAGAGCCUUAAUUUGAACGAAUUCAAGGUCGUAUCGAGUCCGAGCUGUUUCUUCUUGAUAUCUUGGGGUUGGUUAUUUAAUUUAUGACAAAUCAUUCUGUGUGUUCGCCGUUACCUUCUCGACUGUAGU